CGCCAGAUUCCCGUCUUCCAUGCAUUGUCCACCGGCCGGGCCUCGAGCCACGUACUUAUAGCUCCCUUUGCCGGGCCGCUGGGAGGGAGAAAAAAACUUCAACACUGUCUAGGUACUCACAUCCAUACCUACUUCUCCGCCUUUCCUCGAGCCAUUGUCCUCCCACAGCCACGCCGUCACCACCGCUGAAGCUCCUGCUCUAUUCCCCGCUGCUGAAAUAGUCAAGAGACGGGCUUUUUGAACCGAAAUUUCCUCGUCCCGCUGUCGCAAUGACCUUCACUCUCCACCAUCUGCAGCGCUCGCAGUCCGAGCGCAUCGUCUGGCUCUGCGAGGAGCUCGGCAUCCCCUACGAGCUCAAGACCUACCGGCGGGACCAGCAAACCCUGCUCGCGCCCCCGGAGUUGAAAGCGCUCCACCCCGCGGGCAGCGCGCCCGUCCUCACUGACGGCGACGUCACGAUCGCCGAGUCCGGCGCCAUCGCAGAGUACAUCAUCAACCGCUACGCGCCUCCGUCGCACAACCUGACGGUCCCCGCCUCGGCGCCCGCCAAAGAAUACGCCGAAUACCUCUACUGGCUGCACUUUGCGAACGGCAGCCUGCAGCCCACGCUGAUGAUACCGAUGAUGAUCUCCUUCACCGGGCUUGGCUCCUUGCCCGCCGUUGCGACACACCCGUCCCUAGGCGCAAUCAAUGGGCGCGUCGACGCCGCGUUCAAGGCCCUCGAUGCCCGGCUUAGGGAAACGGGCAACUGGCUUGCGGGCGACAAGUUUACGCUCGCCGACAUCAUGACCGUGUUUACCAUGUCGACGAUGCGCCUGUUUGAGCCGUUUUCUUUGGACGGCUAUGACGGCAUUGUCGCCUGGUUGGAGAGGGUGGGCCGGAGAGAGGCGUAUCAGCGCGCGAUUGAGAAGGGCGAGAAGGGUGAGACGAGGGGUGUUGUGCCGACUUUGAUGAGGGAGGCGCCCAAGGGAAUUCGGAGCGGUUAGGUGGGGUUUAUGGUAAUGUGGUAAAAGCUAUUUCUCUCUUAUAGAUUUGUAGAACUGCUCUACUCACGGAAAACACGCCGCUUAUUCUUUC
Aplosporella prunicola CBS 121167 is the source of this 1077-nucleotide messenger RNA. RefSeq lists its product as uncharacterized. The record is from RefSeq and is a predicted model, not a curated record. NCBI's taxonomy places the organism in Eukaryota, Fungi, Ascomycota, Dothideomycetes, Botryosphaeriales, Aplosporellaceae. Bases 270 to 986 code for a protein of 238 amino acids. The transcript is spliced from 3 exons.